This is a messenger RNA of Callorhinchus milii (elephant shark), 1972 nucleotides long. It is a transcript of the gene aldh1a1, whose product is annotated as aldehyde dehydrogenase 1 family member A1. The record is from RefSeq and is marked provisional. Gene Ontology annotation, molecular function: benzaldehyde dehydrogenase (NAD+) activity. NCBI's taxonomy places the organism in Eukaryota, Metazoa, Chordata, Chondrichthyes, Chimaeriformes, Callorhinchidae.
GUGUUUUAACAAACUCGACUCUCUUCCAAACACCUUGUGGCUUUCCAGAGGAAGAUCGGCUUUGUUGUGUGAUAAGUGAUCUGAACUGUACCUGUUCCAGGAAAACAAGCAAACAAGCACAACAUGAGCACCCCUGCUGCCGACCAUGAAACUCCAGCCCCUGCUCCCCCCAAUGUCCCUGUGCCAGUGAGUGAGUUGGAAAUCAAACACACUAAGAUCUUCAUAAACAAUGAGUGGCACAACUCCAGCAGCGGCAAACGGUUCCCAACCUAUAACCCUGCCACUUGCGAGAAGAUCUGUGAGGUGGAAGAAGGCGACAAGGUGGAAGUGGACCGGGCAGUAAAAGCAGCUCAGGAGGCUUUUCAGCUUGGUUCCCCAUGGCGCAGAAUGGAUGCUUCUGAAAGAGGAAAGCUUUUGAACAAACUUGCUGAUUUGAUGGAACGGGAUCGUGUUCUAUUAAGUACAAUAGAAUCUAUUGACUCUGGAAAACUCUUUCUCCAUGCAUACUUCGUUGACUUAGAUGGUUCCAUUAAAACACUACGCUACUAUGCUGGCUGGGCUGACAAAAUCCAAGGGCGCAGCAUCCCAGUGGACGGCGAGUUCCUCACAUUUACAAGACAUGAACCUGUUGGCGUGUGUGGACAAAUUAUUCCCUGGAACUUCCCGCUCCUGAUGUUUACUUGGAAACUUGCUCCUGCACUUUGUUGUGGCAAUACUGUAGUUAUCAAGCCAGCAGAGCAAACUCCACUCACUGCACUCUAUAUGGGAUCUUUAAUCAAAGAGGCAGGAUUUCCUCCUGGAGUGGUGAAUAUUGUACCAGGAUAUGGAACUACAGCAGGAGCUGCCAUAGCCAAUCAUAUGGACAUAGAGAAAGUGGCCUUCACUGGUUCAACUGAGGUUGGUAAACUUAUACAGGAGGCAGCAGGAAGGAGUAAUCUAAAGAGAGUAACCCUGGAGCUUGGAGGGAAGAACCCCAACAUCAUAUUCGCUGAUGCAGACUUGGAUUAUGCUGUUCAACAGGCACAUCAUGGCUUGUUCUUCAAUCAGGGACAGUGCUGUUUGGCAGGAUCCAGAAUAUUUGUGGAAGAAUCCAUCUACAAAGAAUUUGUCCGCAAAAGCACUGAGUUAGCCCAAAAGCAUGUAAUAGGAAAUCCUCUACAUGUAUCCGUCACUCAUGGGCCACAGAUUGACAAAGCACAAUAUGAUAAAAUCCUCAAUUUAAUUGAGAGUGGGAAGAAGGAAGGAGCCAAGCUGGAGUGCGGAGGUUUGCCUUGGGGAGAUAAAGGCUUCUACAUUCAGCCUACAGUAUUCUCAGAUGUCACAGAUGAGAUGCGCAUUGCCAAGGAAGAGAUCUUUGGGCCAGUGCAACAGAUCUUCAAGUUUAAAGCAAUAGAUGAAGUUAUUAAGAGAGCCAACAAUACCCAAUAUGGUUUGGUUGCUGCAGUUUUCACCAAAGACAUUAAUAAAGCCAUGACAUUGGCUUCAGCUCUUCAAGCUGGUACUGUUUGGGUUAACUGCUACAAUGCCCUGCACGUUCAGAGUCCUUUUGGUGGAUUUAAAAUGUCUGGAAAUGGUAGAGAAAUGGGAGAAUAUGGUCUCCAGGAAUACACAGAGGUAAAGACGAUCACCAUCAAAAUUCCUCAGAAAAAUUCGUAAGAUGUCCUAAAGCAAAAUACUUAAUGCCUCAAGAUUUAGGAACAGACUGGAUACCACAACAGGAAGAUUUUUAAACGACGACCGUUCAGUGAAUACUGUUUCAUCUGUGUGGUUUCAUAAUCAUGCAGACCAAUGUUUUGAAGCUGCUGUGGCUCACAAAGCUUUAACAAUAAUAUGUGUUAGUAGUAUUCAUCCCAUAGUAUUUAUGUAGCAAAACUCAACAGAAAUGUUUAAAGUUUUACUUGUUUUCAGUUUGAAAUCUUUAUUUCUAGCACUUCUGACUUGUCAUAAAUAAAAGUCUUAUCUCAGCAACUUC